GAUGGGUGGCAUCCCCGCCAGGACGCACAAAGACGAGAAGCUGCUCAUCUUCCUGGGAAUCAUAGAUAUCCUGCAGUCGUACAGGUUCAUUAAAAAGUUGGAACACUCCUGGAAAGCUCUGGUCUACGAUGGCGACUCCAUCUCGGUCCACCGGCCCGCGUUUUACGCCACCCGCUUCCUGAAGUUCAUGAGCACCCGGGUCUUCAGGAAAACUCAGCCGAUUCGAUUUUCCCCUUCAAAGAGGACCCGCACGUCUAUCCCGGCUCUGAAGUCGUCCUCACAGGAGAUCCUUUCAUCGCAGGCAGAUGAGAGGCACGAGGAGGACAGGAGGGACCGGCUGGGKGGGGCACGGAGCCUGGCCAGUCUGGACGGACAAGUCAUGUUCAGUUCACAUGUGCAGCCAGAUCUAGUUCCCGCCAACCAGUCCUUCUACGAGGGCUCCUCCGUGGGAACCAUCUCCACCUCUUCUAUCUUUGUAAACGUGGACAACCAAACUGAAGAGAGGGCCGACGUCGCAUCCUGCUCCACGUUCACGCUGGAGGACAGUGCGAUCUGCCUCACCUCGGAGCAGAGCACCAUGGACGUGGACAUGUACUGUGACGACGGAUCUGUUCUUGAUGUUUACUUGUGAAAAAAAAGACAGUUUUACAUCGUUUUUCCCUCCUGCCACAYACGAGACAAUCCCUGCUCUCCAUCGGACGUGUCCUGCUCCAUCCAUGUUGCCACUUGUAUUUGCCAACCACCUCCAGGAAAUAAAAAAUACUGUGGUUCUCGCUGGUUGGCUAAAAAAAAAAAAAAGGACGACCCUGCCAAACUAACGACAGGAACCAAGUGACAUCAUCUGUAACGUGCUGAACUUCAGCUGCUUUGUAGAGCGUGUAUCAAAGCAGCAUCAUUUAGUUUUAUACGGUUUGUUUCUUCCCGCAGCCCGGACAUAAAGGUUGCUGUAAACUGUAAAUAUGGAUUUUCCAUAAAGAGAAGCUAGAUACUCAUCACUCUUUUUGUUCUGAUGAACAGAGAGACAUUUUAAAUUCACAGCUUUAUGAGCUGCUGAUGAGAAAUGUUUACAGCACAUUUCACGGUGGCAAAACUUUGGUUCGUGAGGAAGAGGAGCGCCAUCUCGGACGAAGAAUAGACUCACUUGAACAGACUUCACGAUGAAGGCCAAACUCAGCCAACAUUUUCUAACGGAGUGGGUGGUUUUUUUUUGUGCUGCCUUAGAAAAAACAAAACAAUGCUGUAAGUUAGAGAAGGUGGUUACUGGAUCCUGGAUGAUGCAGAGCGGAGAGACAAAGCACUUUUAACACUACAUUACUGUAAUAUAUAUAUAUAUUUUUUUCUUUUAAGAAUGUUUGCUUAGGUGGGUGGGCUACAUGACAGAAGCACAGAUUUGGAUUUGUGAACAUGCACUUUCUUUUUUCCCCUCCUUUUUAACUUUACAAACGCACACUUUUUGUAGACAAUGAAGGAACACUGUAAAUCAUCUUUGAUUAGUUUUGUGUCAAAACUGAAGAUGCUUUUAUUUUUUCCCUCUCAGGAUAUUCUUUGGAACUGAACAAACAUAUCCUCAUUAAAAACAAACAGAAAAGUCAAGCGGCACGCAUCGUACUGCUGUCCGAUACUUCAAGAUUAUAUCCAGCUCAACUCCACCAUGACCGUUAUUUAUUAUGUAAUUCAACAUUUUAAAAUUUGCUGUAAAAAAAUACUUAAAUCACUGAAUGUAAAGACAAUGCUUAUUUAUAUCAUGUAUAGAGGAGCUUCCUAUAAAUAAAGAGUCAGUGAUGGAUUUCUUGAUUUUGCCUCCAGAACGUGACAGAAAAUAAAUACAAGGUCUAGAUUCUUUUGAAAACGUUAAAUCUUUUUGUAGAUGUUUUGGUCAAAUGUUGAAAAUUUUAUGCUUAAUCUCAUACAAUACUGCAGGAUGUCAUGCUUAAUGUGUUCUGAAYGACUCGUGAGAUUUUAACUCGGUAUCUGUAAAGGUCAGUGUUAAGUAUAUUUUUGUGUUGGCUAAUGUGGUUCAGAUGUGAUCAUUUUCAAAUGGUUUUCUCCAACUGGCUAUUUCACAACAUUUUAGACAACUUGUAAAAAUUUUGUUCAACACAGAGGACAUCUGUGCUGAAGAUGGAAUAAAAGGAUAAAAUCUACUAGAACCAGAGAUGAUCUAUAGGAGGCAAAAGGGGUCAACUGCCACCCUGCUGUAAAGCCUUGCCCCCCUAAUUUUAUGUCCCUAAAAUACUUGUAAUUACCUACAGAUUUAGUUUUAGUCCUUCAAAUUAAUCAUUAAAUUACCAAAAGCUAUUAUAACUGAUAGUUUAGGUGUUUAUGUGAAUGUUUUUGUUGACUCCUUUAAAACAAAAGAUUUCUUUCAUAUAGAUCCAGCAAUGCCACCCUGCCUAGAUCUGUUGCCCCCUCCAAUGUAAAAUUUUCUACAUCCGUCGCUGACUGGAAGCUUCUUUUGAACAUUCAUUUACUGUAAUGCCAACAAGUUAAGUGAGUAAUUUAUUCAUAAAGUUUUCAUCAAGUUGUCAAAACUG
Messenger RNA from Austrofundulus limnaeus, 2534 nucleotides. RefSeq names its product phosphatidylinositol 4-phosphate 5-kinase type-1 beta. NCBI's taxonomy places the organism in Eukaryota, Metazoa, Chordata, Actinopteri, Cyprinodontiformes, Rivulidae. Gene Ontology annotation, biological process: phosphatidylinositol phosphate biosynthetic process. Gene Ontology annotation, molecular function: 1-phosphatidylinositol-4-phosphate 5-kinase activity. Gene Ontology annotation, cellular component: plasma membrane. The record is from RefSeq and is a predicted model, not a curated record.